Molecule: messenger RNA, 978 nt
Organism: Heterostelium album PN500
Lineage: Eukaryota; Evosea; Eumycetozoa; Acytosteliales; Acytosteliaceae
Product: microtubule interacting and transport domain-containing protein
Exons: 5
Coding region: 1-978 (325 amino acids)
Source: RefSeq, a predicted model, not a curated record
AUGGGAGAUGCAUCGAAUCUUCUAAGACAUUCAUAUCAGUUAGUGCAACAAGCAACUGCACACGAUAGAACUGGGAACUAUCAAGAAGCCUUAAGAUUAUAUUUAACAAGUUUAGAGGGUUUUGUCUCUGCAUUAAAGAUUGAAAAGAAUGAAAAGGUUAGAGCAACUUUAAAACAAAAGAUGAAUGAAUAUAUGGAUAGAGCAGAGACAUUGAAAGAGAUUAUAGAGAAACGAAAGGGUGGUAUACAUUCUGAACCAUGUUGUGUAAAUUCAAAUAGUGAUUUAGUAUUACCGAGUGUUCCAACCACUUCAUUAUCAUUACCAAGUGUACCAAAUACAUUACCAGGUGGUGUUGAUUAUGUAGUUCAACCAACAGCACCAAUUAUUGAAACACCCUAUGUACCUAAUGUACAGCAACAUCAUCAACAACCGAAAAGAGGAAGUGCAGGAGGUGGAGCAGGUCAAUUGGUGCAAUCGAGAAGAAUAGAGUUUGGACAGACAGGAUGUAGUUACGAUUCAUUAUUUGGACAGUAUUUAGCUUCGGCUACCAUCUAUAUGAUAGAGGAUCCAUACAUCAGAGCAAGACAUCAAAUCGAUAAUCUCAUUCGGCUUUGCGAGUUGAUUGUUAAACGCUCGAAUUCACAAAACUCUGGUAGACCUAUACAAGUUAAACUGGUGACAACCUCUGAAUCUACCACACAAGAAGAUGAAGUUAAACUUAAUUUCAUAAUGGUAAGUAGAGUUGUUAUUGUGAACACAAAGAGUAUGAUGAAAUAUAAUGUAUCAUUUGAUUUUGAAUUCAUUACAACGAGUACUAUUAAGGAUACAUCUGUUAUUACAACCAACAGAGGAUUAACUAUAAAGAUUAGUAGAGGUCUGGACAUGUAUUAUAAACCUGACAGUUUAGUUAGUAUUGGAGGUUACAACGAUGAUUUAAGACCUAUCAAACACACCAUUAAUGGAUAUGUUAAGCAAUAA